CAACUCCCUUUGCAUAUCAGUAGCUGUACUUAUCAUGCUGACACACAUAAAGGGGAGAAACAUGGAGUAUUCACUUUCAACAUCUGAUAAAAAUGGUAUCUUUGGAAAAAAAAUUGCAUAUUCUGUAGAGUGUAGAAUCAACAAUUUGGGUGCCUUUUAAAGUAAAUUAUUCAUUGUGGGAAAGGUCAAUUUUAUUUUUUUUGGAAAAAAUUCAAAAAUCAUUUGAAGGGGUUUUUUUCCAAGGCUAUUGCAAGUAAACAAAAGGGGAGGUUUUGAUUUUUGGGUACAGUAAAAUCUCUUUCGAAUGGUAGUAACAGAACAAGACUUUGAAUUUUCUUGCAAAUUUGAGUACUGGGUUGUUGAUUGGAACAGUAAAGUUUCAAUCUUUAUAUUUUCUUGGAAAUUUGAGUAUUGGGUUGUUGAUUGGAACAGUAAAGUUGAAAUCUUGGAAGAAAAAAAAUCAAGUUGGAAAAAAAAAAAAAAAAGAUGACAUCUUCAGCUGUGAAUUUGGUGAUGACAGUUAUUGGGUUUACAGUAAGCACCAUAUUUAUAGUAUUUGUUUGUACAAGGUUAAUCUGUGCAAGAAUACAGUAUUUGACAAGGAGGAGGAGGUCCUCUGCAUAUACUUCUAGAUCUGAUCUUAACAUUUUGGAACGUGGUUCAAAUGGUCUGGAGCCUCAUGCUUUUGCCAACUUUCCGACGAAGAAGUAUAGUGAUGCAUUUUUUACCUGUGCAGAAGAUACUCAAUGCACAGUUUGCCUAGCUGUGUAUCGGGAGGAAGACGCAUUACGUAUUUUGCCAUUAUGUGGACACUAUUUCCACGCCACGUGUAUCGACAUAUGGUUUCAGCAGCAAUCUACAUGCCCUGUUUGUCGGAUUUCCCUACGUGAGACUCAUGAGAAAAAGUGCUUCAUGCAGCCCUUGUUUUGUUCAGCUGUCCGAUCUCAGUACGCGACGGACCCUCUGAAUGUUGAUUCGAACCAAUGCUCGUCAUCAUCUGGACAUAGGCUUUCUUCAAGAUUACAUGAAAACCAGAGAACGGAUCCCACUACAGCGAGCUCAUCAAAUGCAUAAGCCUUUAGGCCACAACAGUAUAAAUGGCGAAAUUGGCAGUCUUAAGUAUCCAGAUUUUGCUCAUUCCUUUUGUUAAAGUAUAGCAAGGUGAUGUCUGUGUAUGAUAGACUCAAUAGCGGGAGCUUAGUGCAUUGGACAGGGUAGAUGGACUUUUUUAUUCAAAUGAUGUCUUUUUUCUUCUUUCUUUUCUUUCUUUUUUUGUAUAUUUCAUAGUAGGCUGAUAGCUUUUGUAAGUCAAGUCGGGGCAAACAUUUUGUCUCUUUUUGUAAAUAUAGUUCAGUUUAGGUGGAUAAUCACACUGUAUAUACAAGGUCAAAUUUUUUGUUUAUGUUUAUAUAGUAGAUGAUGAACUUUCUUGGUGAAAAUUCCCCUCCGCAACUGCCUAUAUGACAAGUUGACAACCAUUAUUUCA
Messenger RNA from Lycium barbarum (goji berry), 1486 nucleotides. Its product is annotated as RING-H2 finger protein ATL10-like. The transcript is spliced from 3 exons. NCBI's taxonomy places the organism in Eukaryota, Viridiplantae, Streptophyta, Magnoliopsida, Solanales, Solanaceae. Bases 487 to 1074 code for a protein of 195 amino acids. The record is from RefSeq and is a predicted model, not a curated record.